AUCACGCAUCGAGGCUAACAAAAAUGUCGUCAAAGUCUCCUCCGCCGCCAAUACGACGCUGUCGUCGAGGCAAACAAUCAAGGCUCUGACUUCGAAGUAACCCCUCCCUACCGGGGCAAUUCAAUACGAACAAAGCAAAAACAAGAAUCCCGUUGCGUCAAGAGACCAGACGGAGUCCCUAUCUCGUUCCAGAUGGCCGACUCAGAGCUUGAAGAGAUCAGAAGAGCGCGGCUCGCGCAGUUACAACAACAAGGGGGUGCUGGUGGAGCUGGCGCCCCCAACCCAGAAGAACAGCGAAGACAACAGGAAGCCGAUGCUCGUCAAGCUAUCUUAUCCCAGAUCCUCCUCCCAGAAGCCGCUGACCGUUUAAACCGCAUUCGCAUGGUCAAAGAAACCCGUGCCACCGAUGUCGAAAAUCGGCUGAUCAUGCUCGCACGAACUGGGCAACUCCGAGCAAAGGUUACGGAAGAUCAGCUAAAGGACCUGCUUAAUGCAGUCGCAGAGAAUAAGGAAGAGGAAAAGAUUAUCAUCAGUCGUCGAAAAGGCGGAUGGGAUGACGAUGAUGACUUAUUGGAUUUGUGAUGAUUACCGGACCCUUUUGACACUUUGACGACUGCAUUUGCCACCACGGAUGAUCAUUUGACCCAGCUUGAGUGCUGUCAGCUUCUAAAUAUGCAUACUUGAAUAAUGAACAGAGAGGAAAGGCAAAUUACCCAAUACGCGAGAUUCGAACCAUGCCCUGUAACGCUAUGCUAUAGUACAAAUACCCCGGUCACAAAUACAUAGUCAUGACUUUAUCACUGC
Coccidioides posadasii C735 delta SOWgp is the source of this 804-nucleotide messenger RNA. RefSeq lists its product as uncharacterized. Gene Ontology annotation, cellular component: cytosol; nucleus. Lineage: Eukaryota; Fungi; Ascomycota; Eurotiomycetes; Onygenales; Onygenaceae. Gene Ontology annotation, molecular function: DNA binding. The record is from RefSeq and is a predicted model, not a curated record.